Messenger RNA from Physcomitrium patens, 2600 nucleotides. The record is from RefSeq and is a predicted model, not a curated record. NCBI's taxonomy places the organism in Eukaryota, Viridiplantae, Streptophyta, Bryopsida, Funariales, Funariaceae.
UCACAUAGAAUAUUGCCUCAUCAAUAUGACCGUUACAAAUCAGAAUUGGUCUGGGCUCCUCGACCUGUUUGUGACCCCUCGGGGUUCCACCUCCGAGAAGCUUUGCGGUUGCUCGCGUUUCGAUCGAGUUUUGCGACUCCUCGUAGCCUUAGAAUCACGGUUGAGGUAUGUUAUGUUAUAUUAAUGCUUGAGAGGCGGAGCGUGUGGUUUUAAGGUGUAGAACGAUCUUGGGUUCGAAGAGAAUGGAGGAUAGUGGCAAUGGAAAAGGGUCGUUCUUCGCGUGCUACUUGCUGACCUCGCUCAAUCCACGCUACAAGGGAUGCCACUACAUUGGAUUCACAGUGAACCCUCGUCGUCGAAUCCGGCAGCACAACGGAGAAUUGACGUCUGGUGCGUGGCGCACUCACAGGAAGAGGCCCUGGGACAUGAUCCUCUGUGUCUACGGGUUUGCUUGUCAGGUAGAGGCGUUGCAAUUUGAAUGGGCAUGGCAACAUCCUUUGAAAUCGCUGGUUGUGAGGGAAGCAGCGGGUCGUAUUCCAUCUUCAGUUCGUGGUCUGAAGAAGCAAUUUUAUCUGCUGUUUACCAUGCUGAACUGUGAUAAAUGGAGCGCCAUGGAUCUGAAUGUUCAAUUUUUUUCAAGCAAAUAUAUUGAUUACAGAAAAGGAUGUCCAGGUCUGCCUCCUCACAUGGGGUUAUCCAUUGCACCAGUUGAAUCAUUACCGGUGACUGCGGAGGAAGCAGAUUCUGAAUUGGAUAUGGAAAUGGAGAAGGAAACGGAGAGGGGAGGAAGCCGAGAAACAUCAAACGUUGAAGGAAGCAGAGAUGAACUAUUCGAUGUUGAAUCUAGAUCCUUUGACUUCGAAGAAGAUGACUUGAAUCCACCAAUAGUGCCUCAAGAUUGCUGGAGCAAUGGAACCGGAAGAGUGGAAUCCUUAGAUAGAGCGAAAAAGCAGAGCAAACUUCCGGAUGCAUCUAAAUUUGAGGGGACCUCCGCGAGUUUAUACACUUCAUCUAUCUCACAGCCGUUGGUCAUUUCUACGAAGGUGUCGGGAACCUUAGAAGAGGUUGAAGCAGAGAAUUUAAGGGAUAGAAGACAGACGGCAGACACUCCAAUUGCUGAUAACUUCUCCAUUCGAACGGUACCUAUGGUUAACACAGACUUGUUGCGAACUCGACACAGACACACACGAGGACCUACACUUCGCACGGAAGCGGAAAGCUCUUUUUCAGUAUGCAUCCUAGAAACCCCUCCAACAAUUCCUUGCCGCGCCAAAACUAUAGCCGGUCAAGAUGCUCCAGCUCAGAGCAAAAUGGAAAUGAAGCCAAUUCGAGAUAUUCAGGAGUGCGAAAGUCGUUGUAGUGAUGAUUGGUGUGAGUUACCAUCUCCCCAGGCUCUAUCGCCUUUGCCAUAUGCUCGAAGUGCACUAGAUAGUGACACGGCAUCUCCAUUUUCAGCGUUGCUGGAGCGGUACUCCCUGAAGCAGCCAAGCUCAAUCGUAAAGCGGUGUCUCCAGCAAAAAGCCAAUGAAUGCAAUACGACUCGUCCUGAGUCAAGUGCGUCAACUCAGGAUUUAAGAAAAAACAGUCUUCCCGUAAACGUUGCAUGCACCCCUCCAUGUAGGCCACGGGUGGUUGUCGUGAUACCUGAUGACACGCCAAUCAUGUCUUCAAGAGAAGUAAUUGAUUUGACAGAUUCUCCCUACUGAAUCGGAAAUUUUCCCGGGAACCAUGCUCCUGCUGUUUGAAAAUUUCUGUUUUCUUCAGACCCCUGAACGUCUUUGACAUGAUGGAGAUUUCAAUCCAAGGUGGACUAAAAUUAAGAACCAUCCUAACUGUUGAACUUAUCUAUUCUAAAUUAUUUAUGGAGAUCCAAGAGUCCUGGCAAACAUCAAGAUUUACAGUUGCUUUAGGAUGACGAGACAUUCUCGUCCGUCUUGUCAAUUCAGUUUUGUUGGAGCUACUGUAUCUGUCAGAUCAGGAAGACAAGCUGAGUUGAUGAUUGACGAGUCUUGAGAACCAAAGAUUUUGGAAACGAAGAGUGCUGAAAUUUGUUGGAUAUUACAGAACUGCGAGUUCAAAGCUUCAUCCACUAAGAGAAAUCCAAGGGCACAAUGUGUCAUAAGCAUUGUGAUGUCUGAAGCUGCAAGAUCUGUGGGCAAACAACGGUGUCCGGAAAUAGGCUCAGUAUCCGGACACUCGAAGCAUUAUUUAGCCGGAAGUUACCUGAUUUCUGCUGCUGCGCUUUGUGUGUGAUGACGUUCGCAGUUCUAGCUGUGAGAACCUGGUCAACUCAAUGAUUCACAUGACAUUUAUCCUCAGUAGAUACACUAGUGCAUGGUCGCGCUUCUCUGGGCAAUCCUUCUCUGAGACACUUUGCUCUCAACCUAUGAAUUGAUAAUUAUGAAUUGCAUCCCACAGUAUGGGCAAGAGGAUGCGGCAACCUUCAGAUACUUUUCCUAGCUGUUCACGGCAGCACCUUUCCGCAGCAACUUUCCGCAGCAUUUUUACUCGUAAUCACGAUGUUCACCAUGUGAACUGAGCUUUCUUCUGUGGUAGGAAGAGAAACGUUUGUUUAUUAGUCAUGGUGAUCGUAACGAUGA